AUGUCUGAUAUUUGGAAAGAAGCUAAGGAUAACAACGGAAGGGUCUAUUAUUAUAAUUCAAAGACCGGUGAAUCAAGAUGGGAAAAACCAGUUGAAGCACCUUCUAAACAGGAACAAUUAUUGAAAAAAAAUGGUUGGAGCAUAGGGAAAUCAAAGGCUGGGAAAAUAUAUUAUUAUAACACUAAAACUGGUGAAUCUAGUUGGGAAUUGCCAAAAUUUGAUGAAGUUAAAAUCAUCGAUAAGGAACCUGUAAAAAUUGAAGAAAAACGAAUUGUAGAGACAACGGAUAAUAAAAGUGGAACUGAGAUUGCAGUUGAUAGCAAUUUUAUUAAUAAAUCAAAGAUUCUCCAUGCUCCUAAAAAAUCUAAAGAAGAUGCUGAAAAAUUCUUCAUGGAAAUGUUAAAGGAAAAUUCAGUUGAUGCAACUUGGUCAUUUAGUAAAAUUAUCUCAGAAUUGGGCAGUACUGAUCCAAGGUAUUGGUUGGUAGACGACGAUCCUAUUUGGAAACAACAGACGUUUGAAAAAUAUUUAUCCAAUAGAACAGAAGAUCAACUUCUACAAGAACAUAUAGAGAUUAAUAAAUUUCAAAAGGCAUUCAUUGAUAUGUUGAAAGAUAAAAAGGAAAUUCACUACUAUACUAGAUGGUCAACUGCAAAGAGGCUGAUUGGUAAUGAACCUAUAUAUAAACAUUCUACCGUUAAUGAAUCUGUUAAAAAGGCAACUUUCUUCGAAUAUAUUGGUGGCCUAAGACAAGAAAAAGAUCAAGAAGAUCAAAAAUUAAAGGACCAGGCUUUAAGAGAACUUAGAGAAUAUUUGAAGUCCAUUGUGUUCCAAGAUACAAACUCAACUUCUAAUUUAAGGCUUCCCUUGACUUGGCAACAACUUUUAAAUAGUUACCUUUUUGAGAAAAGUAAAAGAUAUAUGGCAAAUAAGCAUUUCAAUAUAUUAACCCAGGAAGAUGUUCUAAAGGAGUAUUUAGAAAUAAUAAAAAGUGUUGAAUUAAAUUUUGUCGAUAAAUUAAAAGAAAUAGAUGCUAAAAAUUACACCCAAGAUAGAAUAGCAAGAGACGGUUUUAAGAAGCUUUUGAAUGAUGAAAAAUUGAUCAAAAUCAGGGCUAAUUCAAAGUGGUCGGACUUGUAUCCAAGUUUCAAGAAUGAUGAACGAUAUUUGAAUACUUUGGGUAGAAAAGGUUCUUCUGCACUGGAUUUAUUUUAUAGCAUGGUUGAAGAGAAAAAGUCAUCGAUCAUGGCCCAAAAAUCGAUUGCACAACAGGUAUUGAUAGAAAACGGAUACGAAUGGCCUAAAGGUAUUGAACAACUGGAUAGCUGUCGAGCAAAUAUCAUGGUAUUAUUGCGUGAUGAUAGCAGGUUUUCAAAGGUUGAUGAGGAAGAUAUAGAUUUGAUAGCGGAUGAAUUAAUCAAGAGUAGAAAAGAUAAAGUACAACAAGAGAUAGAAGUAGAAAAGCGUAUCUUGGAACAGAAAAAGAAUUACUUUAAGAUAAUGUUAAACAAGGUAUAUGCUAAUGAUGAAAAGAUAAUGUCUGAACCCUGGGAACUGGUUAAACCUAAAAUUUGCAACACUUACGGAGUAUAA
Vanderwaltozyma polyspora DSM 70294 is the source of this 1593-nucleotide messenger RNA. RefSeq names its product snoRNA-splicing protein PRP40 (gene PRP40). Gene Ontology annotation, molecular function: protein binding; RNA binding. Gene Ontology annotation, cellular component: U2-type prespliceosome; U1 snRNP. NCBI's taxonomy places the organism in Eukaryota, Fungi, Ascomycota, Saccharomycetes, Saccharomycetales, Saccharomycetaceae. The record is from RefSeq and is a predicted model, not a curated record. Gene Ontology annotation, biological process: mRNA cis splicing, via spliceosome. The transcript has a single exon. Bases 1 to 1593 code for a protein of 530 amino acids.